Molecule: messenger RNA, 879 nt
Organism: Macadamia integrifolia
Lineage: Eukaryota; Viridiplantae; Streptophyta; Magnoliopsida; Proteales; Proteaceae
Exons: 3
Coding region: 344-697 (117 amino acids)
Biological process (GO): positive regulation of stomatal complex development
Source: RefSeq, a predicted model, not a curated record
GGGACCUUUUUUGUAUGAUCCCAUAAAUCUCUGCGGAUCUUCACACUCUAUCUCCAAUGCUCAUCAUUCAACUUCGGCCAUCCCAACUCUCCUCUUUUCUUUUUUUUUUUUUCUUGUCAGUUGUUUAAAAAAAAUAAAAAAAAAAUAAAAACAGAAUCUUCCUCACUGAUUUUAUCACCAAUUUGCUCUUUAAAGCUAUCUUCUGCAAAUUCUCUCUCUAACUUUCUCUACCAAUUUUCUCUUUGAAGCUCUCUCUCUCUCUUAUCCUUUCCUCAUUGCUUGACCAUACUGACCAUUUAUCCAUCAUCUCUCAAUCCCAAUUUACUAUUAUUUCAGAGAACUAAUGGCUACCAUUAAGCUAUCCACAGUCUUAGUCUGUCUUACCUUCACCUUCAUUCUUGCAUCAUUCUUUAUCCAAGGUCUUGCAACUCAUGUACUACUUCAUCAACAGGGGCCUUCUUAUUCAUCCCCAUCACACAUGGAAUUGCAUUUGCAGGGUGGUGGUGCUAGUGAAGAAGGCGGUGGGUGGAGGCAAAAGAACAAUGCAAGAAGAUUGAUGAUAGGAUCUACAGCUCCAAUCUGCACUUACAAUGAAUGCAGAGGGUGCAAGUACAAGUGUAGAGCUGAACAAAUACCAGUAGAUGGUAAUAAUCCCAUCAACAGUGCUUAUCACUAUAGAUGUGUGUGCCACAGGUAAUCAGUUGGAUAGGCUCUUUCUUGAGAUACAAGGCAACUAAAUAUAGAUGAAAUGAGAGGGUUAGCUUCCUUUUUCUCUUUGGAUAACUUGUAGUUUGUUGAACUACUGAAUUGGGUCCCUUGAGAGCUGUAAUUUGCGGUUAGAAUAUGAAUGAGAAAUUUUCUGAAUUUUGGGUCCAUCAA